Messenger RNA from Kluyveromyces marxianus DMKU3-1042, 1113 nucleotides. RefSeq names its product RNA export factor GLE2 (gene GLE2). The record is from RefSeq and is a predicted model, not a curated record. Gene Ontology annotation, molecular function: ubiquitin binding; RNA binding. Bases 1 to 1113 code for a protein of 370 amino acids. Lineage: Eukaryota; Fungi; Ascomycota; Saccharomycetes; Saccharomycetales; Saccharomycetaceae. Gene Ontology annotation, biological process: RNA export from nucleus; transcription-dependent tethering of RNA polymerase II gene DNA at nuclear periphery. Gene Ontology annotation, cellular component: nuclear pore. The transcript has a single exon.
AUGUCAUUUUACAGGACAAGUAACUCAUCAUCAUCGUCUACACCAUCAACAAUGGCAACAGAGAAGGAUUUGGCCAAUGACAUUGUUCUUAACAAUGCAGCAGAAGAUUCUAUUAGUGAUAUUGCAUUCUCUCCACAAUCCGACUUUAUGUUCAGCGUUAGUUCAUGGGAUAGUAAGGUGAGGAUAUGGGAUGUUCAAAACGGUGUUCCACAAGGUAGAGCGCAAUAUGAACAUCAAGCUCCAGUUUUAACUACUAGAUGGUCAUUUGAUGGGACUAAGAUAGCAAGUGGUGGAUGUGAUAAUGUAUUGAAAGUUUUUGAUGUUACUACUGGUCAAGCUCAACAAAUUGGUCAACAUAACAGUGCUAUUCAAUCCUUACGGUUUGUUUCCUGUGGGCCAACCAACCAACAAUGCAUUGCCACAGGUUCAUGGGACAAGACUGUAAAAUAUUGGGAUCUAAGAUCUCCCCAACCGAUAACGACCUUACAAAUGCCAGAAAGAGUUUACUGUAUGGACUCUUCUCAAAAGUUACUCGUUGUUGGUACGGCUGAAAGACAUUUAGUCGUAAUAGAUUUAAAUAACCCAGGUCAAAUCUUCAAGACAUCUUUGUCGCCUUUGAAAUGGCAGACUAGAUCUAUAUCAUGCUACAAUGAAGGUAACGGAUUUGCUAUAGGGUCAAUCGAGGGAAGGUGUGCAGUUCAAUACAUUGACGAACAAGAACAGAGGAAAGACGGAUUUUCAUUCAAAUGCCAUCGUCAACAAGUACAAAAUAAUGGGGCAGCAGGUGGACGGACAUCAACAGAAGUUCAAGUCUUCCCUGUAAAUAGUAUAGUGUUUCACCCCAUUCAUGGCACAUUUGCAACUGCGGGUGCUGACGGUUCUUUCCACUUUUGGGAUAAGAAUCAUAGACACAGACUUAAGGGCUUUCCUCGACUAAACUACUCCAUACCUGUAUGUCAAUUUAAUAGAACAGGUUCUGUGUUCGCAUAUGCACUAAGCUACGAUUGGCACCAAGGUCAUACUGGUAAUAGACCAGAUUAUCCAAAUGUCAUCAGAUUACAUGCUACAUCAGAUGAAGAAGUCAAGGCAAAGAAAAAGACUACUACACGUUAA